Magallana angulata is the source of this 6156-nucleotide messenger RNA. Its product is annotated as CD109 antigen-like. The transcript has 36 exons. Gene Ontology annotation, cellular component: extracellular region. The record is from RefSeq and is a predicted model, not a curated record. Lineage: Eukaryota; Metazoa; Mollusca; Bivalvia; Ostreida; Ostreidae. The coding region runs from base 73 to 4860 and encodes 1595 amino acids. Gene Ontology annotation, molecular function: protein binding; endopeptidase inhibitor activity.
GGUAAACAUAGGAAGUGACCCUGACCUUCGUAAUCGAGUCAUAUCACAGGCCACAUAAAUGAAGGUGUAAACAUGUGGCUGUUAGCAAUAACCAUGGCUGUCCUGUGGACAUCUGCAGACUCCCAGGACAGGAAGACCAUCAUAGAUAACACCAGUGGAUACAAAAUGGAGAGGGCUCCAAUUUAUAUGGUUAUAACACCAAAUGUAAUCAGGCCAAAUGAAGUCAUCCAAAUAUUUGCAACAAUAUUAAGAAUGAAUGAAUAUCCAUACUUUGAUGUGAAAGUUUCAAUUGUUCAAGAUAAAGUAGCUUAUGCUGAAAUUACGACAAAAUUUGAAAGGCCUGGCAGUAGGCUUAUGCAGAUGAGGAUGCCAUCUAACUCUCAGAGAGGGCACUAUAAACUGAGAGUAGAGGGGAAAGCUGGAGACUCUGGGAAUGUGUUCUUCAAUGAGACUGACAUUGGGUUCGACCCAAAGCAGGCCUCUGUGUUCAUCCAGCUCAGCAAGCCCAUCUACAAGCAAGGACAAAAUGUUUCAUUCAGAGUUCUUCCAAUCAAACAAAACAUGAUGCCAAAAUACGGAAGUAUGACAAUCUAUGUGAAGGAUCCUACUGGGUACCCUGUCAGAAGAUGGCUUGCCGUGCAGACAAAUGCUGGAGGAAUUGUCAGUCAAAGCUUCAUGUUGUCUGACCAGCCAAACUAUGGGAACUGGAGCAUCCAGGUGGAUGGUUAUGGGUUCACGUAUUACAAGCAUUUCCAGGUUGAAGAAUUCUGGGACCCAAGAUUUGAUGUGAAUGUUACGGUGAAAUCCUACAUACAAGAAAAUGUGAACACAGUUGGAGGCAUCAUAAUGGCAAACAUGACGACCGGUAAACCUAUUGAGGGCAAUGCCUCAGUUCUAUUGACUGUAAAAGAACCACAGAAUAUGUACGGCGGUGUCAACAAUAUUAAUAGCGGGUUUGUCUUCGAACCAAGGUCCUUCACCAUUCAGAAGUCACUGGGCUAUCUGAGAGGUCCAAUCUCAUUUGAGUUCAAUAUGGAUGAAAUACGAACAAGACUACGCAAUGAGUUUGGGAUGUACAGUGGGUUCGAGGGGGUGGAGCUUCACUUCAAUGCCUCGGUGUACGAUUGGUUCUUCCGAAUGACCAGGGUGGGCUAUGCCAGCACCGUGCUGUACAAGUCGGGGGUCAAGCUCCAAUGGGUCGGGGAUAAGGUGCGAACCUUCAAACCAGACAGCGUCCUCACUGUUCAGGUGGCAGUAAUGAGAUACGAUGGCACCCCUGUGUCUAGCAGCAGCAAGGUACGGCUGGAUUUAGAGCCCCAAGGCAGCACGCUACCAUACUUUGCGUCCAGUAAAUCACCCAGUGGGGGAAUUGCACAAUUCAAAAUCACAAUGGACAACACUAUAAAAAGCCUUAAACUCACCGCACGCUGGGAGGCAGACUCCACCACCCCACCUAUCGCCAUGAUGACCACUAGGUUCUACUCCCCCAGCAACAGUUACAUCACCCUGUCGACCUCUACCAGCAGUCCCAAGGUCAACACCUACAUGUUGUUCCACGUCAAAACCAGCUUGUAUGUCCCAAGGAUCUUCUAUCAGGUUGUUGGAGGUGGCAAUAUUUUGGUGGGAGAAGAAUUGGAAAUGCUAUCUCGCAGGAAAUCUUUUGCUAUUGCUUUAUCUCGAGACAUGGUUCCGACAGCUCGAGUCGUAGUGUAUUACUUGUCGGGACAGCCCGAGGAGAUCGUGGUGGACUCACUAACGUUCUUUGUGGAUGGAACUGCCAAUAACAAGGUUGGUGCGCAAGUAAAUCGAGGAAAAGAUUUCACACGUGAUACGGUGGAGAUUCUGGCCACUGCUGACCCGGGUGCAUACGUAGCGUUCGCUGCCAUUCCACUAGAUCUCUACAAACGAGGACUGAAUGACGGCUUAAAUCACUGGACCAUAAUUGAUGAAUUAAACACUUACGACUCUGGGCGCAAGAGUUGGCAGCACCUGUGGAGGAAGAGUGAAGUGGAAUACCAGUACAAGUUCUACACCGCAAGCGGUCAUGGAAUCGAUGCAAACACCACCUUCAGGGAUGCUGGGCUGUUGGUGAUGUCAGAUCUCACAGUUAACAGAGUUCCCAUUACAAGCACAGAAUUAAAGUGUCACAAUGACCCGGACUACCUGCCGUGUUUCUCCGGAGCCUUCUGUUACCACGUCAACGAGACUUGUGAUGGUUUAAACCAAUGUCAAACAGACUGGGCCGACGAACAGAACUGUCCAAUGGAGGAUCCUAGACACAGCAACAUGACCCUCAACAUGAUUAACAGGGUCAGUCGUGUGCUCCGGUUUUAUGAGGACAGUUCCUGGGCCUGGAAAGAAACAUUUACCAAACCUGAUGGUGAAGUGGACUUCAGGGUGACCGUCCCUAAAUACCCACUUACCUGGGUUAUUCACGGUGUGUCCAUGAGCAGAAAUCUGGGUCUAGGGAUCCAACCCUCACCUAUUCAGUACGAUGCCACAAGGUACAUGUACAUUAUUGUGGAAUGUCCGGAACAUAUCAUUCGAGGAGAACAAGUGGGAGUCAGGGUGACUGUGUUUAACUACUGGUUUGGAGACGAGUUUAUUGAGGUGCUUGUUACCAUGGAGGGCUCCCCUGACUAUGACUCGGUUCUCGUCGGAGAUGAAGGCUUCGUACAAUCCUACGCCCCCAGACGACACAAUGGAGAUCACCAGACAAUUGUAUUUUUGGAGCCUGGUGAAUCCAAGGACAUUUUCAUGCCUCUUGUCCCCAACAUGGUGCAGGGAACAUUUAACUUCACCGUCAGUGCCUGGUGUUUCCUCGAGAGAGACAUUGUCACCAGAACUAUCUAUGUCUCAUCAGAUGGAAUAGAGAACAUGUACCACACCCCCUACUUGAUUGACAUGAUCACGUCUGGAUCCAUGAUUAUCCCCGAUCUGAAGGUGAAUGUCUCCGAUCAGUUCAUCGUUCCGGAGCAGCGUUACCACCAGUUUGUCCCCGGCUCUCCCAAGGGACAUGUCACUGUCUUUGGUGAUGUGGUGACCCCAGGAUUCUUCCAGGAAUUCCCGACUGCCGAGGACAUUCUGUACAGACCGUACGGGUCCGGAGAAAUGAACAUGUUUAAUUUUGCUUACAACCUGUUGACCCUCAAGUUCAAGAAAGCAAAUCAACAGCUCAGCAAUGACAUCCUACAGAGGACCCUUAAAUACAUGAAUAUAGCUCUACAAAGACAGAUGGGGUAUAUGAAUCAGGACGGAUCUUUCCGCAUGUUUAGGGACGACCCCAAACCUAGCGUCUGGCUGACAGCCUUUGUGGCCAAGUCGCUGUUCCAGGCCAAGUUUGGUGAGUGGGAGAAGGACUUCUUCAUCCCCCUGGAGUUGAUAAACAAGAUGGUGCUGUGGCUGUGCAGUCAGCAGCACAAUGUGACCGGAGAAUUCAACGAGCUGCCUGGCGUCCCCGUCUACGACAGGAACUUUGGAUCUCUGCGAGAGGCAGUAGAGAAUGACACGUUACGAGCCCAUCCUGUACCCCUGACAGCAUAUGUCUUAAUCGCGUUGUACAAAAUCAAGGACACCUCUAUGGAAUCGCAGAGUUGUAUGGAGAAGGCCAAACAGCGGGCCUCAGAAUACCUGUCUCAACAGGUGAACAAAAUCACAGAGGUCUUCCACCUGGCCAUAACAUCCUAUGCCCUGUCCCUCAGCAGUGUCAGGAGUCGGGCGGUGUUUGAUUCCUUGUGGAAGCAUGUUAGAACAAAGCCAGAACAUUACUUUUCGGACGAUGAGAUCAGAGAGAAUCCCUCAGAGUACGUCAACACCGUGUUGUACAUGUUACCACGCCUACCGCUGAUCAACGAUGGUUACGCCGUACAGUCGACAUCCUAUGCAUUGCUAGCACACAUCAAUCACUUCGGGGCCACAACAAGCUCUGACAGUACCAGCGGACUCAUCAAGGAACAGAGGGACUCCAUGAUGAAGUGGUUACAAACCAUGAGGAAUACCUUUGGAGCUUUUGCCUCUACACAGGACACUUUGGCUGCCAUGGAGGCUUUGUUUGAGUUCACCCUGGUCGACCCCAACAGGAACGUGUUCAGCAUGGACCUGAAGCUGGAAUCCUCUGCUUCCCCAGAGUGGAAUGAUGCCUUCAUGAUGGCCAAAGACAACUACACCGUGAUGCAGGAAGUCUGGCUACCCAAAGUGUUUGGCCAAGUCCGAGUGGCAGUGAAGGGAACAGGCAGAACACUAAUUCAGUUGACCACAACAGUCAAUGUAGAAUAUCCAUGGCAAAUCCGUAACCCGGUGGAUACUAUCCAAUUCUUCUUGUUGGACAACUACAACAUUGAGUUCAGUGGCAGAAAUUUCUCCACAAUCCGAAUGACACCAUGUGUCAGUUGGGUGUAUGAGACUCGCAGCAAGCAGUCAGGUCUGACAGUCCUGGAAAUCGACAUCCCUACCGGUUACGUGAUUAUGAACGACACUCUGCGAGCCCUGGUCAAUAGUCCCACCUCUCCAUCCAAUCUCAAGCGAGCCGAGUUCUACAAAAGAAAAGUGGUUUUCUACUUUGAAUAUCUUGAUCAGAGACAGACCUGUGUAGACUUAGAGGCACACAGAUGGUACCCGGUGGCUAACAUGACAAUCCAACACAAGAUGCGUGUCUACGAUUACUACGAGCCAGGUAUGCACAACACAACUAUGUACUCGACGUACAGUUUGUUUAAUCUGAACGUGUGUUACGUGUGCGGCUCCUACCAAUGUCCGUACUGUCCGUUCUUCAAUGUGGGCACGGUCAUCAAAGCCAGCUUUACGUUAGUCACUCUCAUCAUCGGAUUUAUCCUACAGCGAUACAUGUUACGGAACUCUUAGCAGCCCAGCAUUUGACUGGGCGCGAAUCCUUCCAUUCUUCCAUGCCACACCUUGUGUCGUUUCUUAUCCCAAAGUACUUUGUAUGUAGUAGGCAGAUUUUCUGCGUAAAUUACAGAAAGGACAUUUAUCUAGUAUCAUAUCCUGUAUCAUGUUUAAUGUUAACCAUUCUUCUGGAAUUCUGUUCUUUGUUUAAUUUGGUAUUUGACCACUUUUAAUGUAUUACCAGGGGAACGAUUCAAGUAUAUGCAACAAUUUUUAAUUUUUUUUUCAAGGUUGUAUUCUUAAUUGUAUGAUGCACAAGAUUUUAAUGGUAUUGUGCCAUUAUUUAUUGUGCUGUUGUUUUGACGUAUAAUUUUUGUGCCAUAACAUUUUGAUGUGUUGUGAAUAUUUGCAUUCCAGUGCUGAUGAAACAAAAUUACACGAAUUCAUGGUAGCAUAUAAAACAAUGCGAAGUUUGAAUCCUAAUAUUCUCAUUGAAUUUAAGGCUGUUUUUAAUGCGUACAGAAUCUGAGGAAGCGCAAUCCUUGAUUUUAUGUUACUGUGUAGAACUCAGGAUCUUAAACAUUCCAUUGGGAUUAUUUUGAUAAAUAUUACUGCAUUUCAGAAUUUUCAUUGUUGUAAUUUUAAUUCUAAGUACGGUAUACAGAUAGAAAAAGUUUCCUGACUAUGUCAUAUUCAACCAUUUUGUUACAUUUAUUACUCAGUGAAACUCAUCAUUUGUAUAUAACGGUACUGUGAUUUUAACUAGUACAUAUCAUUACCUAGUGUUAGUCCAGAGUGGAUGCUUUUAUACUUUUUAUGACUGAUACAUAUCAACUUUGUUAUUCGGUUUCCCGAGAGAUGAACAAGUGUGUUGUGAGAUAGAAACUCAAUUUUGAUUACAUUUAUUACAUUAUUGCAUGUCAUUUUGUAACAGCUAUGGUUUAUUACAUAUCAUUUAGUGUGUGGCAAUUCAUAAGGCUGUUAAACUUUACCAUGUGCAUAUGUGGAAUUUUUAAUGCUAUAUUGAUAAAUAUCAUUUUAUGAAUAUGUAUAGAGAGCAGUUGUGGAAUGUAAGGAAUGUUGGCAGUAUAUUUUUAUGUCAUUUAUAUCCAUGUAAUAUUUCUAUUUCUACAAGGGACACGAACCAUUCCAAUAUUUUCAUUGUACAUAUCAUGAACUCUUCAAUCACUUAUAUUAUUUUUUGAAUUAUAUUGUAAAUUAGGAUCUUUUGUAAUUAUAUAUACAUGUAUAUUUGUACAUAAAAGUACACUGAUUUUUUAUAUGCAGUAAAAAUUAAACUAUUAACUUAUAAAG